AAUCGAGGUUGCACAAUUUAGAACUACACCCCCAUGUCCUCAGACCAGCGAGUCAGUCGAAAGUGAAUGUAAACAUGGUGACUGAGAGGUGAACUCCACGGCAACAUGGUCUUCGAAAGCGUGGUCGUUGAUGUCCUGAAUAGGUUUCUAGGGGACUACGUUGUAAACCUCGAUAGCUCACAGCUCAAGCUCGGCAUAUGGGGAGGUAAUGCUGUGCUGAGAAAUCUUGAGAUAAAGGAGAAUGCCUUGAGUCAACUGGACAUUCCUUUCAAAGUCAGAGCAGGGCAUAUAGGACGGUUGGAGCUUAAGAUUCCUUGGAAGAACCUGUACACCCAAUCAGUGGAGGCGACACUGGACGGAGUCUACCUGCUCAUCGUGCCCACAGCCAGUAUCAAGUACGAUGCGGAGAAGGAGGACAAGCAGUUGCAGGAGGUGCGUCAGAGGGAGCUGCAGAGAAUUGAGGACACCAAGCAGAAGGCUGCUGAGCAAGAGAACCCCACCAUGGAAAAGCAGGACACCUUUGUGGAGAAGCUGGUCACCCAGGUGAUCAAGAACCUGCAGGUGAAGAUCUCCAACAUCCACAUUCGCUACGAGGAUGACGUCACCAACCCUUGCUGUCCUCUGUCUUUCGGGGUAUCCCUUCAAAACCUCAGCCUGCAGACGUGUGACGCUAACUGGAAGCCUUGUCUCCUGGAUGAGAAAGCCAAGCUCUUCUUCAAGCUCGUUCAGUUGGACAACCUGUUUGCCUACUGGAAUGUCAAUUCCACCCUCUACUCCAACCACAGCCCAGAUCAGGCCCUGCUAUGUCUCCAGAACAGCAUCACCGCUCAGUGUUCCCUUCCCGGUAACCAUGACUUCAUUUUUCGUCCAAUCACAGCGAACGCCAAGCUGCGUAUGAACCCGCGGUCAGAUGUGGACUUCUCCUCGCCCAAGGUGGACCUGGUGGUCAAACUGAAGGAGGUGGCCAUCGAGCUUAACAGACCCCAGUACAUCAGCAUUCUGGAGCUGCUGGGCUCUGUGGACAUGAUGUCACGCAACCUUCCAUACAGGAAGUACCGUCCAAGAGUCCACGUUCACACCAACGCCUACCAAUGGUGGCACUACGUGAUAACGGGCAUCAUGGAGGUCGAUGUGAAGCCCCGGCUGCACAUGUGGUCAUGGAAACACAUCAAGCGUCACCGGGUGACGGUGAAACGUUACCGGGAACGCUACAAGGAGAAGAUCACCAGCAAGAAGCCCCCAGACACCCUGCUCAAGGAACUGGAGGAACACGAGAAGAUGCUGGAUAUCUUCAACAUCACUCUGGCCAGACAGCAGGCUGAGAUGGAGGCCAGCAAGGCAGGCCUCCGUAUCUACCGCCCGGGGCUGAAGAUGGAGGAGGAGGAGUCUCAGGGCUGGUUCGGCUGGGCGUGGGGCUGGGGAGGCCAGGACGCCACCCAGGCCCGGGAGGUCAAGACUGGAGGGUUUGAUGGGCUGAUGACACCUGCUGAGAAGUCCAAACUCUACACUGCCAUUGGAUACAGCGAGACGGCUGUCAAUCCCAACGUGCCAAAGAAUUUUGAGGACAUGAAGGUGGACUUCCACAUGGAGAAGCUGUCAGUGUGCAUCAAGGACAGCAAGGACAAGGAUGAGAUCAUCAAGCUGACUGUGGAGGAGCUGAAGUCCCUGCUGACCCAGAGACCUGGGGCUCAGGCCAUCAAGCUGGUUGCCAGGCUGAGUCUGUUUGAGGUGACCGGGCUGUCCAGUAACCGGGUGGCGCCCACGCUGCUGUCGUCGAGGAAGGCUGCCACGGUAACGGGCACUCCCCUGCUGAGCAUCCUGUUUGAGACCAACCCCCUGGACGCCAGCGCCGACCAGAGGCUGAAGGUGGAGUCCCAGCCCCUGGAGAUCAUCUACGACGCUAUAACAGUGAACGGCAUGUCGGCCUUCUUCAUGCCCCCUGACGACUUGCAGCUGGACGAACUGACCAAUGCCACGCUGAUGAAGCUGGAGCAGUUCAGAGACAGGACCGCCACAGGACUGCUGUACGUCAUCGAGACGCAGAAGGUUCUGGACUUGAACGUCAACCUGAUGGCGUCAUAUGUGAUCAUCCCUCAGUCAGGCUUCUACAGCGGCACCCAGAACGUCAUCCUGCUGGACCUGGGACACUUCAAGGUGACCAGUCAGAGCAGGAAGGGACUGCCCCAGCUGUCGGUGGGCAGCAGCACCAUCGAUGAGUUCAUGUCCCGUGCAUAUGACAGCUUCGACGUGCAGCUAAGCAGCCUACAGCUGCUGUACAGCAAGCCUGACGGGGACUGGAAGAAUGCCCGUAAGCUGAAGAAGUCGUCUCUUCACAUCCUGGAGCCUGUGGACCUGAAGGUGGUGUUCAGCAGGGCCAUGGUGGUGUCUGACCCUCGCAUGCCCAAGUUUAAGGUGUCUGGGGAGCUGCCUCUGCUGUCGGUGCGUAUCUCAGAUGAUAAGGUGCGCGGCGUGUUGGCUCUGAUAGACAGCAUCCCCCUGCCUGAGAGCAGACCAGUCCCUCGCGGCUCCGCAUCACACUCCACACCCAAGGCACCCAAGUCCUACACGCCUCAGCUAACCCCCAGGAAACCAGCUAUAGCUGACCUGAGAUCCUCGAUCAUCUUCGACUCAGGUUCGGAGGAAGAUCUGUUCUAUGAUGCUCCCAGCUCUCCUAUAGGAGACCACCCCUUCUUCCCAGACAUGCCCAGUCCACUCCAGCGCUCAGUGUCCGUCAAGAGGAGGGGCCUGGUGAAGAAGGAUCCUCAGAAGAACAUGACGGAGCUCCUUGUCAGGUUUGAGAUCAACGAGGUGUCGGUGCAGCUGUGUCGUCUGAGCGGAGGUGUGGAGGUGUCUGUGCUGCAGCUGGACAUUGAGGGGCUGGGCACAGAGUUCAGCCUGCGCACCUUCGACAUGACCUCCUACACCUUCCUCCGGGAGAUCUGCCUCAAGAGCCCUGAGCACAUGGAUUCUGAAGAGAAGAUGGUUCAUCUCAUCACCACUCUAGACAACACUGAGGAUGACCUGCUCACUCUGGAAUACACCAAGGCUGAUAAAAAUGGUCCAGAAUUCAAGUCCAACUACAACAACACAGAACAACUGAUCAAGGUGAACUUCUCGUCACUGGACGUGCACCUGCACACAGAGGCGCUCCUCAACGCCAUGAACUUCCUGAACAGCCUCCUCCCCCCCUCCGCCGAGAAGGGGGCGGGGCCGGAGGACCUGCCCACUAUCCCGGAGGAGGACGAG
This is a messenger RNA of Hypomesus transpacificus, 3246 nucleotides long. RefSeq names its product vacuolar protein sorting-associated protein 13A-like. Lineage: Eukaryota; Metazoa; Chordata; Actinopteri; Osmeriformes; Osmeridae. Gene Ontology annotation, cellular component: extrinsic component of membrane. The record is from RefSeq and is a predicted model, not a curated record. Gene Ontology annotation, biological process: autophagy; protein retention in Golgi apparatus; protein targeting to vacuole. The transcript has 29 exons. The annotation marks the transcript as partial.